UGACAACAUCACCUCUGGCCCGUGCAAACGAUACUCAACCCUAGCAGCUCCUCACUCGAGCCUAGUCAGCCACCUCCUCCUUCUCUCAAGCUAGAAAACUAUCCCUCUUCCUUUCUCAAAACCAACCUCAACCUCACACCUGCCCAUCCACCAUACACAUUGAGAUAAAAGAAACCGACCACUAGCAGCAAUGUCAACCUUCCAGAUCCACUACUUCGCCUCGGCCACCAGCUACACCGGCAAGCAGACAGAGCGUCUGCCCGCCCCCUUACCCCUCGACCAAUUAUUCCCACUUCUGGAGGCGCGGUACCCCGGCAUCACGGCGGCGGUCCUCCGCAGCUGCGGUGUCAGCGUGCGCGAGGAGUACGUCGACGUUGAUGGCGAGGAUGCCCGGACGGUGGUCAUUGGGACUGGUGAUGAGGUCGCGGUCAUUCCGCCGGUUAGUUCGGGGUGAACCUUCGGAUUAUCUUGGUGGCAGUAUAUAUGAUGCGGGGGGUGGGGAGUAGUAGCAGGAGUAUUAAGGAUGAAAAGAAAGAAAGAAUUUGACAAGCAGAAUCCAAAGUACAUGACUGGAAGGACCACUGGACAAAAGAAAGACAAAAGGGAAGGGCAGGAGGGACAUCCAAACGAGAAACCUGAGAACACAAAUGAGAACAUAGGGAGAGAGAGG
Messenger RNA from Aspergillus uvarum CBS 121591, 670 nucleotides. Its product is annotated as MoaD/ThiS family protein. The transcript has 2 exons. Lineage: Eukaryota; Fungi; Ascomycota; Eurotiomycetes; Eurotiales; Aspergillaceae. The record is from RefSeq and is a predicted model, not a curated record. The coding region runs from base 191 to 454 and encodes 87 amino acids. Gene Ontology annotation, cellular component: cytosol. Gene Ontology annotation, biological process: Mo-molybdopterin cofactor biosynthetic process.